CUAUGAGAAAGAUAGAGAGAGAGAGUCCGUCAGAGAGAAAGACAGAUACGGAGCGAGAGACUGUGAGAGACAGAGAGAAAGCGAGAGCGAAAGAGAGAGAGAGAGUGAGAGCGAGAGGGCAUGUUGAUUGUGUGGUGUGGAGAGGUAAGGAGAGGAGAGGAGGAGGGCCAGCGGUGAGGGCAGGCAGGAAACAGUGAGACGUGUGAAAGAGGAGAAGAGAGGGAGAGAGAGAGAGAGAGAAAGAGAUAGGAGAGGAGAAGACGUGUACUACUGCUGCUGAGAGAGAGAGAGAGAGAGAGAGAGAGAGAGAGAGAGAGAGAGAGAGAGAGAGAGAGAGAGAGAGAGAGAGAGAGAUAGGAGAGGAGAAGACGUGUACUAGCCUACUGCUGCAGCUGCUGCUGCUGCUGCUCUCGUAACCUGCAAGCUGAAGAAAGAGGACAGAGAGGAAAUGACAUGACGAAGCUCUGAGCAAGCCACCGCCACAAGCCACCAUCCGCCACUGCUGCUGCUGCCGCCACUGUUGUCACUGCCUCUGACUACUGCUGCUGCUGCCGGUGUUUUAUCAACAGGACAAGGAGCAAGGAGAGACACAGCAAAAGGAGGGGACGUUGGGACACACAAGACAGAGCUGAGAGAGAGAGAGUUGAAGAGAAAGAGAGCGACACAUGAGAGUUGGGGCCCUCAACGUGAGACCGGUGGGAAUCGAACGCACUACUAGACUCUUCACCUGUUGAAUCAGCUCUUGUCUGUGGCUGCUCGGGUUAGUCUCCCUCAGUGUGUGUGUGUGUGUGUGUGUGUGUGUGUGUGUGUGUGUUUGUAUGAGUGUGUGUGUAUGAGUGUGUUUUUGGCUUGAAUUGGGGUUUUGUCAGAGGUCUGCCGGUGUGUGUGUGUGUGUGUGUGUCCUUGCUAUGUUGGCUUGUCUGGUGGGUACGUGGUGGUGUUAGGGCUGUGACAGGGUUGAGGAGAGGAGGGUAUCGUGUUCAUCAUCCACCGCACAAAGAGAGGCUGUUCUUUACAGGAAGCAACAGGACCGACCACGCGAACACUCUGCAGUGAGUGUGUGUGUGUGUUUGAGUGUGUGAGUGUGUGAGUGACUGUGUGUGUGUUUGUGAGUGUGCAUUCACCUGUUUUUGGUUGUGGUUGUUGGUGAAGUGGAUCAGCCAAAUUGGAACGGUUAACGUUUUGGCAGUGUGUGAGUGUGAGUGUAUGAGUGUGUCUAGUUGGUGUGUGAGUGACUGUGUGUGUGUGUGUGUGUGUGUGUGUGUGUGUGUGUGUGUGUGUGUGUGUGUGUGUGUGUGUGUGUGAUGUGCGUUCCCCUGUUUUUGAUUGUGGUUGUUUCUUGGUGAUGGUGUGGAUAUCAGCCAAAUUGGAAGGUGUGUAAGGCUUGUCUUUUGUGUUCUGGCUUACGUCUUGAGUUUGGCGUACACAGAUACAGCUCACUGCUCUUCAAGCUCACUUGAAGAGGCAAUGGGCCCUGAACAAGUCAACUGAGUACACAGUAAAUUCUGCAGUGUUCAUGUAACACUUAGAGAGUUGAUUUGACAUCAUUUGGACAUAAAUUAACUCUGUAAGUGUUGAAUUAACACCACAAAAUUGACUGUGUAGACAGUCAGAUGGACAGAGAGACAGGUAGAGAGACAUAGAGAAAGACAGUCAGACUGAGAGACAGACAGGUAUAGGCAGGCAAGAAGACACUGCCAGGGAAACAGGGAAACAGGUAGACAUUGUGAUCUCGGAGAAAGAUUGAAUAGAAAGACACUCAACUCAACAGGCAACCCGCCAUUCCUGUUGUGACAAGAGAGAGAGACUGUUGAAGGGAUAAACACGUGGCCGAUCAACCAAUCAGCCAACCGGCCAUUCAAACAACCAGCCAAUCAGAGAGUCAGACAGAAGACACACAUACUGGUGGGCCAACAAACCAGUCAGAUUGAUUCUCAGACACACAGACUGUGCUGCAUAUCUGUAAGCAGAGGACCAGCAAGCCAGCCAGACUCCUCACAGACAGACAGACACUCAAACUGUCUGUCCAUCCCUGUAAGUGGACAAUAGACCAACAAGUCAACCAGACUGACAGACACGCAGACACACAGAUCUGUCUGUGCAUCCUUGUAAGGUGUGUCGGUGUGACCACACAGACAAAUAGGUCAACACAUAGACAGGGUUGUCUCAGCUGUCUGUCCACCUCUGUAUUGCGGGGUGACCAGACAGACACAGACAGAAAGACAGACAGACAGACGGGACAUUUGUAGUCUGUCCACCCUUGUAAGCGGACGGUAAGCGGACGGUAAGCGGACGUCGAACCAUUAGUAAACACACCGACAGACAGGACAGGUCUUGUCUCUGUCCAUCCCUAUUGCGGCGUGACCAACCAGACAGACAGAUAACCACACACAGAGAGACAGGAAGAAUCUUGUCUGUCCAUUCCUGGUGUGACCAUGCAGGAGCAACAGCAUCAGGCCACCGCCACCGCCACCACUGCUCCGGAGACGUCGGACGACACAUUCGACUUCCUCUUCAAGAUCAUUCUGAUCGGCGACUCCAACGUGGGCAAGACCAGCGUGGUGCAAAGCUUCAAGAGUGGCCUUUUCACCGAGAGGCAACACAACACCAUCGGAGUGGACUUCACCGUGCGCACGCUCAACAUACAGGGCAAGAGAGUCAAGAUGCAGGUUUGGGACACGGCGGGUCAGGAGAGAUUCCGCACCAUCACCCAGAGCUACUACCGGAGUGCCCACGCCGCCCUCAUCGCCUAUGACAUCACACGCCGCGCCACGUUCCACUCCGUCACACACUGGCUACGCGAGGUGCAGAACUUUGGAGCCACAAACGUACUGCUCACACUUAUAGGUAACAAGUGUGACCUUGAAGACCAGCGUCAGGUGCGUUUUGAGGAGGCCUGCUCCCUAGCUGAGGAAAACGGAAUGGUGGCGGCGUUGGAGACGUCGGCCAAAGAGGCGCGCAACGUUGAGCAGGUCUUCACGCUGAUCGCAGAGACCCUAUUGGCUACUAACGGGAUGCCCCUCACCUCCUCCGGUCACCCUAGCAACUUGCUCCUGCGCAGCAACAGCCGACCAAUCAGCAGCCCCGCCUCCACGACGCAGGACACGUCGAAAAGCUGCUGCUGAGUUUUCUUUCUUUUUUUUUAUUCUUCUUCUUUUUUUUUAACUUUUAAUAUUUUUGGGGGCUUUUUAGCCUUUAUUUAGAUGGGACAGUUGGAGUGACGUCAGGAAGUAAAUGAGAGAGAUGCGGGAGGAGGGCCAGGAAAUGACCCAGGCUGGACUCGAACCCAAGUCACCGGCACAUGGCACGGUGUGUUAACGCUCUGCGCCACAGCACUCCCCUGAGUUUUCAAUCGUCUGAACACACCCCCGCACUCACAAAAACAAACACACACACACACAGACAUACAGACACACACACACACACACACACACACACACACACACACACACACACACACACACACACACACACACACACACACACACACACACACACACACACACACACACACACACACACACACACACAGAAACACGUCUGUCAGCUGAAUUGCAUUUUUUUUGUCUCAUUUUGUUCCUAUUCACUUUACACUGGAAGAGCUGUGACUCUGCGUUACUAUUGAAUGCCACACGUCCACCCAAAAAACUGCUGCUGAGUUCCCAGUUCCCAAAGCCUUCAGUCAUACACAUGCGUCCGUUGACUGUGUUGCGAUGGAUUUCCCCAUUCACUUUACAAUGGAAGAGCUUUUGUAGUCCCGCAGAAUAUUUUAACUGUGCAUGCACAGGGCCGCUGACAGCUUUGGCUGGGCCCGGGGCAAAGACAUAUCAAAGGGUCCCAAACCCAAUACAUACUACGAGGAUCCAAUUUUGGGCCCCUGCCAUCUCUCCCUUGGCCUGGGACAAGAGAACCCUUUGUCCCCCCCUGUCAGCCUCCAUGUGUGCAUACUCGGUGUUGAAUGCCACACCGCCGUCGAAAAAUGUCCAUCUUUUGACAGACUGCGAUGCCUGCGGUUCGUUUAAUGCUCUGCGUGAGCUGUGAGGAUUCCACGUCGACCAAACGCACAUACCACAGGACUUUAUUUGGCACUCAUACUGUGUAGGGCUGGACUGGGAGCAAAAUACGACCCGGGCAAUUUUUUUUAUCUGCUUUUUUACGUUAUUAUUUCUAUUACCUUUUCUACGAUAUUAUGGCUCAGUCCAAAACUGGAGCAAUGGGCUGCUCCUUCUAAAUGGCGGGCCAGUCUCUAAGGGAACAACAACAGCAUCUGCCCGUGAGGACUGUCGGCCCAACGGAAAAAUGUCCUAUAUGCCAGAUCACCAGUCCAGCUCUGCAUAAGUGUAAGAUCUCAGAGUACCUGGGACAUUUCCUAUUCACCUUGACGCCUG
Engraulis encrasicolus (European anchovy) is the source of this 4388-nucleotide messenger RNA. Its product is annotated as ras-related protein Rab-19-like. Lineage: Eukaryota; Metazoa; Chordata; Actinopteri; Clupeiformes; Engraulidae. Gene Ontology annotation, molecular function: GTPase activity; GTP binding. Gene Ontology annotation, cellular component: Golgi apparatus; endosome. The record is from RefSeq and is a predicted model, not a curated record. The transcript has 3 exons. Bases 2436 to 3125 code for a protein of 229 amino acids.